This is a messenger RNA of Dendronephthya gigantea, 738 nucleotides long. RefSeq lists its product as uncharacterized. Bases 126 to 635 code for a protein of 169 amino acids. The record is from RefSeq and is a predicted model, not a curated record. The transcript is spliced from 3 exons. NCBI's taxonomy places the organism in Eukaryota, Metazoa, Cnidaria, Anthozoa, Malacalcyonacea, Nephtheidae.
CACGUAUGCCGUUGACUAUAAAUAUAGAGCAGAGUUGAGUUGAAUCAGAGAAGAAUCGCCAGAAUUGAAGCUGAGCUGAAUUGAUUUGUCCUCAUCUCGAAAAUAACCAUAACUUGAAAGAAACGAUGCCCAAAGAAAAUAAGAUAACCUUGACAAAAAAGAAUGGCAAUGAGCAAACGUAUGAGGAAGAUAAUGAAUCUAUCCCAGCAGAAAACAAUUUUGUGAAGGCUGUGGUAGACUAUGGCAACUGGAUUAUCUACAAUACUCAAGCUAGUGGCGAAUGGAAUUAUAAAUUCGUUCCACUAUAUGACGGUAAUGCCUUUGGACAGAUCGACAACGGAGCAACGCCAAUCACUGCUGUAAAAACCAUCAAUUUUGUUGAGAAUGGCAUUUGUUUGUUUGAACACCACCAUUUUUGGGGGAACAAUUUCACCUAUACAGACACCACAUCUACUGAAUCCACAUUUCCUACUGGGGAAGGGUCGAAAGGUGUGUCUUCGAUCAUUGUAUUUGGAGGCAAUUGGAAAUUGUACACAACAGAUGGAAAGACCAAGACAGUUUCUAAGAGCGAGUGCCCAGAUGUGUCGAAAAUUGGUCUCAAUCACGACACAAUUUUCAAAGUGGAAAAAGUUUAAAUGCUGUGAAAGCCCCUCGUGAUUUGUGUAAUAAAUACUACAUUUUAAUAUCACUUUAAUUCCACGUUAUUUUUCAAUAUAAUAAAGAAAUGUUAGAAUUGCA